AUGAGGUUUGGCGUCUUUGAAACCGUAGAGAGCGCAAACAAGAAGUUCAUCAUUAUCAGCUACACAUGCAUUACAUUUUUUAACUCAGAAGGGAGUCUGAAUCAGCUAGGUGGUGUGUUUGUGAACGGUCGUCCUCUUCCAGUCUAUAAACGGAGGUUGAUGGUUGAACUCGCCACAGAGGGCGUACGACCCUGUGAGAUCUCCAGAAUACUGAAGGUUUCCAAUGGCUGUGUUAGUAAGAUUUUGGGUAGGUUUCAGCGCACAGGGGUCAUUGGUCCUAAAGCUACUGGAGGCAGCAGACCCAGACUCCUGACUCCUGAAGUCAUCUCCAUCAUAGCGCAGUACAAACGACAAAAGCCCACACUGUUCGCCUGGGAAAUCCGACAAAAACUGGCAGCAGAUCGAGUCUGCAGAGAAGAUAAGGUCCCCAGCGUGUCCUCAAUAAACCGUAUUCUUAAGAAGAUACAGCAAGAUGUGGACAUUGUGAGUGGUGCAUAUUCAAGUGUACAACACAGCCAUCCAGGUAAUCUGAGUUUAGAGACCACAGACCAGAUGAAUCAACAACAAUCAGACAUCAACCACCAUGGCAAUCGCAACAGAAUCGCUUUUACUUCGGAUCAAUGCCAGAGGUUAGAGAAAGAGUUCAUCCAUGAGCUGUAUCCAGACCUGCUUACCAAAGAAAAGCUAUCUGAUGAGAUUCAUCUUCCACAGGAUGCUAUAAAGGUUUGGUUCUCCAAUCACAGAGCAAGAAUGAGAAGAGAACAAAAGGAAUCACUAGGUAUGACCAGGCCAAGGCUUCUGGGAGGCACAAAUGCUUUGAUGUCUUUGUCAGAGACUCCAGAAAGCCCACUUGACUGCUAUUUAAAUAACAACAGCGCAGUGACUUAUCACAGACAAUCCACUUUUCCAGUGGCCCAUCACAUCGACAAAAACACCUUCCCAUUGGCUCAUUUGACCACAAAUGCAUUCCCAUUAGAUAAUCACACAGAGACUUAUGUGCCGCUAUCUCACCACGGAAACCAGGACCUUGGGUACCGAUUGGUUCCCUCGAACACGGACGAAAGAAUCUUCAUGGCUAAUUGCUCACAGUGGGCUUCUCAUCAAACUUUGAUUGCACAAAAUGUUUCCAUGUUUUGA
Paramisgurnus dabryanus is the source of this 1137-nucleotide messenger RNA. It is a transcript of the gene pax4, whose product is annotated as paired box 4. Gene Ontology annotation, molecular function: DNA-binding transcription factor activity, RNA polymerase II-specific; RNA polymerase II cis-regulatory region sequence-specific DNA binding. Lineage: Eukaryota; Metazoa; Chordata; Actinopteri; Cypriniformes; Cobitidae. The record is from RefSeq and is a predicted model, not a curated record. Gene Ontology annotation, biological process: anatomical structure development; regulation of transcription by RNA polymerase II.